Molecule: messenger RNA, 1604 nt
Organism: Marmota monax (woodchuck)
Lineage: Eukaryota; Metazoa; Chordata; Mammalia; Rodentia; Sciuridae
Gene: Tufm
Product: Tu translation elongation factor, mitochondrial
Exons: 10
Coding region: 114-1472 (452 amino acids)
Biological process (GO): mitochondrial translational elongation
Cellular component (GO): mitochondrion
Molecular function (GO): GTP binding; GTPase activity; translation elongation factor activity
Source: RefSeq, a predicted model, not a curated record
GACCUGCCCUCACUUCCGCCGGAUGUGACCUGCAGCCGCAAGUGCCCUUCCUCGGUUGCACGCGCGGGUUCCCGGUACUCACUACUGGCUCUCGGGGGCAGAAUACGACCACAAUGGCGUCCGCCACCCUGCUGCGCGCGACGCCCCGCUUUAGUGGUUUCUGCGCCAGCCCGACCCCAUUACUGCAGGGUGUGUUGCGACCGCUGAAAGCCCGGGCAUUUCCCCUCUUGUACCGCAGUCUGGCUGUGGAAGCCAAGAAGACCUACGUGCGCGACAAGCCCCAUGUGAAUGUGGGUACCAUUGGCCAUGUGGACCACGGCAAGACCACACUGACUGCAGCCAUCACGAAAAUUCUAGCCGAGGGAGGUGGGGCUAAAUUCAAGAAGUAUGAAGAGAUUGACAAUGCCCCGGAAGAGCGAGCUCGGGGUAUCACCAUCAAUGCGGCCCAUGUGGAAUAUAGCACUGCUGCCCGCCACUAUGCCCACACAGACUGCCCGGGUCAUGCAGAUUACGUUAAGAAUAUGAUCACAGGCACUGCUCCUCUUGAUGGCUGUAUCCUUGUGGUGGCAGCCAAUGAUGGUCCCAUGCCCCAGACCCGAGAGCACUUAUUACUGGCUAAGCAGAUUGGGGUGGAGCACAUUGUGGUGUAUGUGAAUAAGGCAGAUGCUGUCCAGGACUCUGAAAUGGUGGAGCUAGUGGAGCUGGAGAUCCGGGAACUGCUCACAGAAUUUGGCUACAAGGGGGAGGAGACACCAGUCAUUAUAGGCUCUGCUCUUUGUGCCCUUGAGCAACGUGACCCUGAGCUAGGUGUGAAGUCGGUGCAGAAGCUGCUGGACGCUGUGGACACUUACAUCCCAGUGCCCACACGGGAUCUGGAGAAGCCUUUCCUGCUGCCUGUAGAGUCAGUUUAUUCUAUUCCUGGCCGAGGCACAGUGGUGACAGGUACAUUGGAACGUGGUGUUUUGAAGAAAGGAGAUGAGUGUGAAUUUCUGGGACAUAGCAAGAACAUUCGCACUGUUGUGACAGGCAUUGAGAUGUUUCACAAGAGCCUGGAGAGGGCAGAGGCAGGGGAUAACCUUGGAGCCCUGGUCCGAGGCUUGAAGCGGGAAGAUCUGAGGCGUGGCUUGGUCAUGGCCAAGCCAGGUUCCAUCCAGCCCCACCAGAAGGUGGAGGCUCAGGUUUACAUCCUCAGCAAGGAGGAGGGUGGCCGCCACAAGCCCUUUGUAUCCCACUUCAUGCCUGUCAUGUUCUCCCUGACUUGGGACAUGGCCUGUCGUGUUGUCUUGCCUCCAGGGAAGGAGCUUGCCAUGCCUGGGGAGGACUUGAAGCUCAGCCUAAUCUUGCGGCAGCCAAUGAUCUUAGAGAAAGGCCAGCGUUUCACCCUGAGAGAUGGCAAUCGGACCAUUGGCACAGGCCUCGUCACAGACAUACCAGCAAUGACUGAAGAGGACAAGAACAUCAAAUGGAGUUGAGUGUGGACCUCUGCUCAGGUUCUCUUAAUUUUAGAGCUGCAAUCUCGCCCAGUGCAGCUAGAUGGACACUUUCCCUGGUUACAUGGGGUGGCCUGCCAGGCAAGGUAGGGCAAUAAAAUUUGUGAAUAAUAA